Messenger RNA from Anopheles funestus (African malaria mosquito), 3837 nucleotides. RefSeq lists its product as uncharacterized. The coding region runs from base 251 to 3727 and encodes 1158 amino acids. Lineage: Eukaryota; Metazoa; Arthropoda; Insecta; Diptera; Culicidae. The record is from RefSeq and is a predicted model, not a curated record. Gene Ontology annotation, biological process: superoxide metabolic process. The transcript has 5 exons. Gene Ontology annotation, molecular function: metal ion binding.
AGAGCCUAUUGAAUUGGAAUCUGACCACGCACAGGGGUGACUCAGAUCGGUGUGUCUGAGAAUCGAAACAAGCUUCAUGUAAAGCGGAUCGUGUGACGAACGCUCUGGCAUCAGGUCCGGGUUUCUUCGUUCAAAACAAUAGCGCAUCGGUGCAAUUUGUACAGUGCAGUGUGUGCUCGUUACCGAUUACAUAAAUGUGAAACAACACCGGGCUUUGCAGACAAGAAAUAAAAAGCAUAGUGCGAUAGACAUGAAGAACUCGAUCAAAUAUGAAUCGUGGACUUCAAAGCGUUUUUCGCUUCUGUUGCUUGCUGUACUAACGCUUGCUGUAAAUGAAGCUCGUGGGUUAAACCUAGUGGCGCAUAUUUCACAGAGGGGUUUGCAUGGAGAGAUUUCCUUCUCGCAGCACAACGACCGUCAGGUGCAGAUUACAUCGGAACUCGAGACGACGCUUCAAUAUCCGGAACAAGCAUGGAGCUGGGGAAUCUAUCAGCUUCCGGUUGACUAUACGAUCGUCGAUCCGCAAGAGCGAUGCCAGAUAUCACGGUUAGGGGAACAACUGUGGUCAUUCGACGAUGAUUUGGGCUAUUUGAUGCUACCGGGUAAUGAAUCGACGACGUGGUUAAACGACAUCGCACUCACGGGUGAAAAGGGACUUUGGGGCAAAUCGCUUGUCUUGUACGACCCGGGCAUAAACGUACGGAUCUGUGCGACGAUAGUGACGCGCGAUGGUUCCCAGGACCAUUUGGCAGAGGCACGCUUUUCCAGCCCCAUUACGGGUUCCAUCUAUUUCCGGUGGCUGGCGGCAAAGGAAUCGAACCACUCGGAUACACUGAUUCAUUCGAACCUGUUCCACACACGUGAUCAGUCGCGUAAGAUGGGCAAUCCUGCAUACACUGAGCACAUGUGGAAAAUAUACGUAACGGAUAUCUUCGAAAGUGAGGCACAGAAUGCGGAGGAAAACUGUAACAAGCUGCAGCUGGUGUUUGAUCCACAGAACCGAGGGGCUGGCAAUGCCAUCGGAGAUAUCGACGGACGGGUAGGUGCGCUACGCAUUACGACGAAUGCGCGACAAAAUCAGUACCCGCAACUUUUCCACGAUCAUCAGCUUGUGCUUCUGCCAAGCGAUCUUUAUGGGCCGUCACGCAAACUGUACGUAGUCGUGUUUGAUCCUAACCAUCCAGAUACGUUUCUAGCCUGCGCGAAGAUUCGCCAUCAGAAACCAAGAACUGCGCGCGCACUCGUCGAUGGAGGUGGAAUGCGCGGAGACAUGCGAUUCACACAGCGAUCGCGGUUCGAACCGACGUGGAUUCAGGCAACCUUUGGAGCCACUGGCAAUGAGUCUGAUGCCAACAUUAACUAUGCCAAAGAUGUGUCCAGUUUCCGUAUCAAUCAGCUCCCUCUGGAGGCAUAUGCUGGUCCGGAGGAUCGGUACUGUUUGACAGGUGGUGGCACCUUCAACCCGAUGGGCAUCGCAGCGAAAGAUAUACCUCCACCAGGGUACGGUACGCAGGAUCAGUAUCCGGUGGGUGAUCUGAGUGGGAAAGUACAAAACAGAAACAAAAAGGAGUCUCAUUCGUACUAUCUUCCUGGUUCGAGUGCCGAACUAUCCGGUUCGUACUGGGACACGUUUCUACCGCUGCAAGGGCCGAAUGCGAUCAUAUUUCGUAGCUUUUCGGUACAGCGGUACAAUCGUACACAGCCGACAAACAUCACCGAAGCACCAUGGGCCUGUGGUACCGUCGCACUCUACGAAUUUAACCGUCCUUAUCAAGUGCCCAUUCUAACGGCACAGGUGCUGUUCCGCUACCCUAUCGUAGGACGCAUAUUGUUCCGACAGGUGAAGGAUGAGUACUGGACCGAAACGGGCAUCAUCUUCGAGUAUUUGAUCCAUGCGGAUGGAUCGACAGUUAACAGAACAGCCGAUCAUCGGUGGGCGAUCAUGGACGAUGCACCGGGCAAAGACUUUUACGAUUGGCAGAACCGAUGCGUCAGUGCUGGUGGUGUGUACAACCCUUUUAAAGCUGCUCCCUUGAUGGGGAAAGCUUGGGAAGAGGUGUGCACUGGCAGUUCGGUAGAGUUGUGCCGGGUUGGUGAUCUUUCGAACAGAGUGGGUGGUUUGGCAAUUGCUGGACAUAAGAGUGAGGCGACAAUGAUUAGCCGUAAAAUGUACAUCGAUUCGAACCUUCCAUUGAGUGGACAUGCUAGCGUUAUCGGACGAUCAGUAGUGAUCUACGAUGACAAUGGACCAAAGGCACGCGGUGAACGACUAGCCUGUUCAGUUAUUGGGGGAUAUCACCGACGAAAGGUGGUCGCCAGAGAUUGGUACUCGAAUGGCGAUCCGUUGACAAUCAAGGGAAAGUUAGAGUUGGUGCAACAAUCGGAGUACGAUCUCACCAAUGCAGAGGUAGACUUCAAGGGUCUGGACAGAAACAGUGGCUAUCAUGUUCAUGUCGCCCCUGUAGAAGGUGAUCUAGAGUUCCCGUGCGAAGAUUCCACCGUGUACGGACACUGGAAUCCUCGGGACGUCGAUCCUAAACAAUCACCAUUACCAACAUUGGGCAGCACGGAUGAGUAUGAACUGGGUGAUCUUAGCGGCAAGUUUGGAACACUUGAUGGGGCAACCAUGUACGAGCAGACAUACAACGAUACACGGCUGCCGUUGUUCGGGUACGAGAGCAUCAUCGGUCGUUCGAUUGUGGUGCACAAAAAGGAGAAGAAUCGCCGUUGGGCCUGCAGUACCCUGGAGCGUGGCUAUAGUCCGAAUGAGGCUCGUGAAAUACGAGCCAUAGCAUCCUUUCACCACCCGACGGGCUAUGCUUACGGUUACAUACGUCUGACGCAGCUAAUCGGUAAUGAUAAUAGCCAGAGUGAUACCAUCAUCGAGGUGAAGUUACGAUACCCUGGCAAGCAUGAUCGCAAUGUGACACAUAAUCACAACUGGAACGUUUGGGUGAAUCCGGUCGGUGUCGAUGCCACCGUCAAGCAGGUGGAAACGCGCUGUGUUGCGGCGGGGUACGUGUGGAAUCCUUACUACACUCAGCUCGCAGAUCCAUUAAAUCAAGAGCUGUACAAACAAGAGUGUGGUCCGGAUAAUCCAUUGCGCUGUUACGUAGGUGAUGUGUCCGCCCGCCUUGGACCUAUCUCAAUCGGAAGUCGUCGGCAGAUAUUUACCGACAGCAAUUUCCCCCUGGAGGGCACCGUCAGUGCGCUGGGACGUUCGAUCGUAAUAUUUGGUGCGGACUUCUCUGGCUUUCGGUUCGCCUGUGCAAAUAUCGAACCCGAUCACGACAUUGUGAAGUACAUUAACCUCAAGAAACCGCCUCGGUUUGUGGUGGCACAGUUUCUCGAAGAUGUGCGGCUCGUGAUGGGGCUGCCCGAAUGGAUGCUGGCGAUCGAUUCGCGCAGCACGAAGACACUGCAUAACGACGCUUGCAUCCAAAUGAUCGUACACUUUAAAGGGCCGAGUGCACACAAAAUAGAGCAAGACUUUUCACGACUACUGGCGGUCGGGCGGCUUGAUGCACCGAGCAUAUACAUCCCCGGGUACGACAACAGCAAGCGCAAGCGAACGUUAUCGUACCGAACUUGUGGGGUGCGCGAUCCGAACGAAAAGAGUGCUAAGGUGUUAUUUGGAAGUAGCGGAACAAUGCGCAAUUUACCAUUUAGGGUAGUAAUAGUGAUGUUGUUACCAUUGAUGAGAUUAUUGCACCAAUUUAUGCUUUAGUAACUAGAUCUCCUUAAGCUCUAAAAGUUCCUUUGCUCUUUGAACAUACAAUCAAAAGUGUUUAAAUAAAAUGGUUUUCUUUAACCGUUAAGGCAGGAUUGUAAGAAAUA